ACUCUCGCUCCCGGCCCCACCGAGGGAUACCGGGAAGCUCGGGCUCCGCCCGACCCCGCCCCGGUCCCGCCGCUUCCUCGUGUCCCGUCGGGGCGGGCGCAGCCCCAGUCCCGGGCCCCGCGGCGGCACCGGCCGCAGGGAGAGCCCAGUUCCCCCCAAACACAAAGAGCCGUCGCUUGAGUGGUCCCCAAGGUGUGGCCAGCACAUCGGGAGCAACGUGGGCGAACGAAUCAUCGCUCCAACCGCUGGAAUAUGUUUUUUCCAUCUGCACUCCUCCUGUCAUCAUCUGGGCCACCAGCUGAUGAGAUGGCACAGAGCACUGAGCUCCAGCCAAGCUUCGAGGAUGUUUUUCAUAUCCUAUCACAGGUCCCACAGGAUAAACUCCUGAGCCUCAAACAUAAACUGAAGCAUUUGGGCCUUGGGCCCAGCAGCAGAUUACUGCAAGCCAUGGUUUUGCUUACUCUGGGGCAAGAAGUGGAUGCAAGAAUUUGUUUGGAUGCCUUGGGAGAUAACCAGGCAGCUCAGUACGUCCACCAGACCAAACUUGGCACUGGCAGAGCACAGGAAGACAGGGUGGAUUUGUCCCCUCCCCAGCUGGAUGCAGGCGCCAUGGUGCUGCUGGCACAGAUCUACUCCGUGCUGGCAGCGGAGAAACUGUGCAGUCCUGAGGCCAUGGACAAAGCCCACCAAGCUGCCACCAAAGCCUGCAACACCAGCAAGGAAACUCAGGGGGACAGGCUCAACAGCAUCCCACCCAAGGACCAGGAAAACCACAGCUCUGCUAGUGGCGUGAGCCCGGGUGACAGAUUUCAGACGCUGAGAUCCGAUGCAGCCGCAGGAUUUCACCAGACGAGCAUCCCGCUCCAUGUGGUGAGAAGUCCCCCAGUGCCAAUUGAAGGCAACUCGGACCUUUCAGGCCCCCGGACCUUGCGCUCCAUGGGAAGCUCCUCUUUCCCCAGUAGCUUUGAGAUCAGUGCAUCGCCAACUGUGGUUAUUCACAGCCAGCCCUCCCAGGAGCGUGUCCUGCAGCCCAGCCGACAGUGCCCAGGGAGGAGCAGCAGUGCUGGACAGCCCGGUGGCGACAGGCAGCGCUCCAGCCCUCAGGAGACAAGCUGGGCCAGCAGACCCAGCUCUCACCUCGGUCAGGACGCAGGUGCCCGAGUCCCCCAGCCAGAGCAGGUUCUGCUGGUCAGUCCAUGUCGCCCAGCUCUCCCCGUUCCCAAGGCACAGCCGCCCAAGCUGCGUGCGCUGAACCAGCCUGUCAAAAGCAGCAAUAUCCACAGCACAGUGGCAGCAGAACGUCACGCACCAAAAGAAAGUGCAGACAAAACGCAAGAUGGAAUGCAAUUGCCUACAGGUCUUCCCAACUCAAGAGCUACAGCAGGUACGAGGCCUGCCCAUGCGCCCAGGGAGGACUCCUACGUUCCAGCAGGCAUUCCCUCUAACUCUACUUCCACUUCAACUUGUUCUCUUCCUCCUCCUCCUUAUUCAUUCUCCUCAACUCUUCCCUCUCCUCUUCCAGGAGCUCAUUCCAACUUACCAUAUCUCCCUCCCCUCCAUUCAUCCCCCUCUUCAGCCUGGCCACCUACUCUCCAAACUGCAACACCAGUCCCCACAUUAGAGCUCCAUGGUGGAGAGAGCAAGUUCUUCACUUUUGUUGUCCUGCACGCUAGCAAAGAUGAGGUUGUUGCCCAUCGGGUCAAGGACCUGCUGGAGAAGAUGGGAGUUCCCAACGGUGCCACACUCUGUGAGGACUUCUUCAUUGCCGGACGGAGCCAUAUGACUUGCUUCCAGGACGCUAUGGAAAACUCUGCUUUCAUCAUCCUUCUGCUGACCAAGAAUUUCCCAUGCAACUUGUGUAUGUUCCAGACAAACACUGCUCUGAUGCAGUCCAUCUUCAAUCCAUCCAAGCACGACUCAGUCAUCCCUUUUCUACCCAAGGAGAACCCCCUGGAGCGGAGUCAGAUUCCCAGCACACUCGGCGGGCUCAUGCCCUUGGAUGAGAACUCUCUCGGGUUCUCCAAGACAGUGCAAAACACCUUUACCCCCAGGAGGAUCAAUGAGCGGAAAGCCAUGUGGGACCGGGCACAGCAGAGGAAGCUACAGCUGAACCAGGAACAGCAUCAAACAGUGCACAACUUGGCUGGUCUGAACCUUGGCUCCCCUCCCCAGUAUUCUGGACAGUGGUGUCCCCCUGCUUCCACUGUCCCUUCUGCCACAUUCCCAACUCCACUUGCUGCUCACACCGUGACAGCUCCCGUGGGUCCCCUUCCCUUCCAACCACCCCACGUCCCACCAGGCCACUACAACCUGGUGCCAAGUACCGAAGCCAUGCCGCCCCUCAUCAUCCAACACGCUCAGAUGGUUCAGAUCGGGGACCACAACCUGAUGCAGGUAGAAAGAGUCACACCAGGGCAGAAGGACAGCGAGGAGGGGGCCAGGCAGAGCACGUGAGCAGAGGUGCAGGUCAGCCAUGGCCGGAGAUGUUCACGCUCCUCUCACCCUGCAGACCGCAGUCAUUCUGCCAGCAUGGGGAUUGUUCUCAUUUCACUGUGGGUAAAAGGUGCUGCUUUCCUGGAGCACAGGAGACCAUUACCUCCUGGUUCGUUGGACAAAAGAGGGUGCGGUCUCCUGAGACUGUCCUCCUUGUGCUUAUCUUCAAAUAACUGAGAAAACUGUUCCUGAUUUUCUGAGGCUGCCAGAAGGUUUUAUCAAUGAAUUUUAAUUAAUUUAUUGGUGUUUCUCUGGUUCUUUCCUGUAGAAUCAGCAAAGGGGCAGUCAGGGCUAUUGGGAAUGCCGUUCUGCAGGCCUGUCCCUCUGGAGUGGAGGAGCUGGAAGAUGCCAUGGGGGGGCUUCUUGUUCACAGUCUGCUGCUGCCCACACCACCCAAGCGCAGAUGUCAGGGGGUGCUCUAGGGGCCUCCUGUCACAGUGCUCAGCACCACGAGGUCCCACUGUUUUCUUCCAGCAAUCCUCUUGCCUGGGAUUGCAGAGUCCCCUCUCGGCUUUCGUAGCCAAGGGGAUGCCCUUCCCUCGUGGCAGCGCCAUUUCCUCGGCCUCUCCAUCAGACCCGGGCAGGCUCAGGAAAUCAGCUCCACAGCCUUCCACAAGACCGCCCGCCUCCGGGCUGACGCACUGAGAGAUCGCUUCUCCCAGUUCCCCUCUGAAACUACAGAGAUAGAAGUUUUGGUUUGUGAAAGACAAAAUCCCCACAUGCCCCUGGACACAUGGCCUGAAGGAAGGUUUCUUUGUGCUUAUGAAAACUCUGCUAAAAGGCCGAGGUCACACAGCAGAGCAAACGGGAAUCUGUACAGCAAAGCUGUGCUUGGGCAAACAAAACUCGUUCACGAAGGUGGAAUGAGAACUUGGGGGCAGUCCGAGUGGGCAGAAGCCAAGUGCUCACAGCUCCAUCCUGCUCUGCCCACAGAGGGUCAGCGGUGGGACCAGGGCCCACGAGAUGGCUGCUGCAAGGAGGCAACUCCACCUCCUUCCGUCAUUGCCUUUAAGGAAAAAGUUUGAUGGAAAAACGAAAGCGUCAAGCAGAGCCCUACAGAGGAGUGGAGAAAGGGUAGGAAUGGGGGAGGUGUCCUACAGGGCUAUGCCAGGCAGAUCACUAUAGAGUUCUGAAGGCGAGCAGGGGAUCCAAAGGGGAGCCCCAGGCCCCACGCUCUCCCCUCAACACUUCCACGGCGGCCGUUUGCCUGCUCUGUCAGCAGAGGUCAGCCCAAGGCCACCAGGCGACUGGACUGUGGACUGGAGCCUGGCCAACUGCACCCAGCUCCAGCCAACACGCCCUGUGCCAGGGCCUCUGCACGCUGCCCGGCAGCACUCGCCCUGCUCCUCAACCUGGGAAGGAGCCCCCGAUCCAAGUCCUCAUUCCAGUUGACCUCAAGGGCCAGUGUGGUUGAUACCAUCUUGGUGGCUUCAAGUUGUACCAGGGGAGGAUUAGAUUGGAUAUUAGGAAAAAUGUCUUUACCAAAAGACUGGUGAAGUGCUGGCAGAGGCUGCGCAAGGCAGCGGGGGAGUCACUGUCCCUGGAGGGGGUCAAAAAACAUGUAGUCGCGGCACCUAGGGACGUGGUUUAGCAGGCACGGUGGGGUUGGGCUGACGACGGGACUGGAUGAACUUAAGAGGUCUUUUCCAACCUUAAUGAUUCUAUGAUAUGGGGAGUUGCUCUGUUUCUGGGAGCUCAUGGCAUUCCAAAUACCAGAGGAGCCACCACGGUCUGGCAGCCAAAGCGCAAGGCUUCUCCAGGACAUCCUGGGCCCGGGACCAGCCACGCCGGCACUCACGGGGCCCAGUUCUGGGUUACAGUCUUUAUCCAAAAACUAUCCAAGCCUUGCAACCACCACCUGUGUAAGAUGGACAUUCAUAAGUCCCUGGGGAAAUGACUGAUGCUCUCACUCUUCCUCUCUGGCUCCAUUUCUCCCAAGCUCACUCUGCAUCACACACACACUCCUGCACGAGCACCAGACUCCUGAACAAAGCUCACACAGAGGUGAAUCCCCGGAUGCAGGAGAGCAUGGAGCAGGGCCUCUCCUUGCUCCUCAGAGGCCAUAGUAUGAGGGACAGUCCCCUCCACCUGCCCUGCACUGGAAGCUGCAACUGCUGCCUUUGUUUCCAAGCCAGUUGUGCCCCUCUGGCGAAGCCAGAAUGCCUGCAGGACGAUGCUGGGGAGACUGGGCACCAACUGGACUUCAGGACAGGCUCUGGAGCUGCCAGGAGCCACCAGAUAUGGGAACUGAGAGCUGAUGUGUCCCAACUCAAACUACCCCAGCGCAAUCACAGCUUUGAAUCCACACAGGAUUUCCCCGUAAGAGGCCACAGGUCCUUUCUCAUGGAUCUGCCCACAGGUCUCUGCCUCCCCCAACCUCAAAGGAGCCUCAGCUGCUCCAGGACUUCCUGGGCUGAGAACCAGCACCGGACACUGGGUUUGGACAAACCCAAGCUCUCUGUGUCCUGAGCAGGGCAAAAGCCACAUAAAAGCACCGCUAUGCGAAGUUGCCAUCAGCUGUUGGCUUCAGCUUUGGAACAGCUCAGCUUUUGACUUCAAAGGCCCUAGUGACAGUGGAUCGACUCAUUUACUCUAUGGAGAGGCCACUGGAAUCCUCUAAGUGCUUGCAAUCCUUAUAUUUCCUAUUUUUUCUCCUCUGCUUCACCUUUGUUUGUGAAAGGUUGUGUUGCCGCAGCUCCUGUCCCAGCUGCACGCAGCCCCCGGACACAGAACACAUACCCGUCAUCCCUCUCCAUGCUUCUCCUGGCUAUAAAUAAACACUGCCCAGCAGGAAGGUGCUCUGCUGGUAAACAACCUUAACACAGUCACACCAGGUUUGUUUGGGCCCAAGAAAGGGCAAGGGUGACCCACAGCAGCGAGCUGUGGCAUUGGGGCUGGGAGUCUGAAGCGUGCUGGGCGUGGAGGGCAAGGGCUCAAAGGUUACUGGAAGCAGCUUCCACCCCAGAGCCACAGCCCCACUCUCACUGCGUCACGAGUUCACUCACCCCAUAUUUUCAGGGCCCUCUUUGAUGUUGCUCACCCUGGAAAGGAAACUUUGCCACCAGGGCCCAUGUUUAGGAGGAGAAUGCUUGUGUGCCUGCAAUCCCCUCGUUCUUCCCCAGUUUCUCUGGGAACACGGGGAACGUGGACACCGCACCCCUCUGUGCUCCAGGCCGCUUUCUUUGUGAACACCAACCUCACAGCAUCAUGAGGCUCCAAAGACAUCCAUGGAAGGGCAGCAGGAACUGACUCCAUGAAAGCCCCAGCGACUCCUCACCACUUUUACCCUCCUAAAGGAAUCAGGACAGGAGACUUUAUUGCCAGGAGGGCCGAUACCCAGUGUCGGAGAGAGCAGCACACCUUGGGUUUUAGGGAAGGCACAAGAGGCAGCCAGUUUGCUGGUGGCUGAGUACAGGAGAGCCCCGCGCUGCAGGAGGGGCUGCAGCUGCCCCUGUGGAACACCCUCCCUGCUGCCCUGGAGAAUCACUAGGUAAUACAAUCAUCAAUGGAACAUUUGGAUGCUCCUCACAGCUCCUGGGUUUGCCCCACACACCAGAGCUGGCCCAGCACUACCUCCAAUAAAAGAGGACUGUGCAUUGUAAGCACCUUUGAAUCCACGCACCACUCGGGAAUCGCUAUUGACAUCUAAUCACUGAGUCCUUAUGUAAUUAUGGAUUAUUUAUGUGUUAAAAAAAGAAAAACUUUUCUGUCACACAAAGUACUUACUUCCCUGAGGCUUUGGUACGUGAGUGAUUCCCCCCAGUCACCCGACCACAAGACCACAGCUCCAGAGCUGCUUCCCCAUCCCAGAUGUGGAGCAGCUCCCUUCUCCUCCCUCUGCGUCCGGAGCUCCCCCAGGCAGGGGACAGGGCUGCGGUUGGAGCUCCCCCAGGCAGGGAGGCUCGGCCGCUGCCGCAGUCCCGGGGCUCUCCGGUGCCGGGCACUGCGGAUGCGGCUGCUCUCCCGUGCUCCUGAGGAUCCCCUGCAGCACAGCAGCCAUGUUCUGGUGGGUGCAGAGCAUCCCGUGGAACUGCAGCACAAGGACAGCAACACUGAUGGGGCCAGUGCUGCAUCCCUCCUCCCGCUCCCAUGCCCAGUCCCAGCUCUACGUGAGGCAGCGUCCGAGCCGGCACAGCCCCAGCCUUUCACACUGCAAAGGCCUUAAAGAGCGGCACCGUGUCAGUGUGAUACUUUUCCAGGGGACAGGUUUGCAAUUGCAGUACAGAUUGCUUCAAUUCAUCCAAAUUUACUCCUGCGAGAAGCUAAUCCCAUGGGUCCAUUGCAAAUGGCCAGCAUUUCUGUACCUGUAAGUGCACCAUCCCGAGGAAACAAGCUGCAGAGAGAGGCUCCCCAGCAGUAAGACCGAGGCACUCGUGUUCUAGCAGCCAUUUUUUGUUUUAUUAUUUAAAGUUAAAGAGCACUCAUCAGCUCGCAAAUUAACAAAUCCCAUUCCUGCAGUUUAGUUCAGGUUUCAGCCAACAGGAGAAAAAAAAAAAAAAAAGAAUGCAGCUAAACUAACUCUGCGCUUUAUAUCUCAACAAGAGUUAAACCUCCUUGCUUUAUAAAUAAAUGUUAUAGUUAACACUGCAAAAAUGUAACGGCAGCUCUACAAUAUCUUUAAGGGGCAGAGAGCAUCAGAUUAUUGAAGCGUAUGGAUGUGCUGGCUGAUAAAUACAAGUAGAGAAGCUGCAGUAGCGCGUAGUGGGCGGCUGUUUAUCGGGCCUCUGCUCCCAGGGUCCUGACCUUUCCCAAAGCUCCGCGACAGCCACUUCCCCUCAAACUGUGCCCUCUGCUCUGCCCAGGGCCAAAAACGGAGCCACCGGCUGCCAAGUCCAGUCACUCCCCUGCAAGAUGAUAACUGCUGGCAUAGUACCCUGUUUACCACCACGGGAACAGAGGAUCCCACCAGCGGAGGCAGAACCUACCCUGAGACUACAGGUUUAGAGAAACACAGGUUGUGUGCAGAUCCUAAUUAAAGAAAGGAGCUUGCCUGAACAGAAGCCAAACGAGAUUUCAAGUUCAGUCCUUGAAGUAGCACCAUCCUCACUGAAGUGGCAAAAGGAAUCAACGCCAAAACCAGAUGUCAGUGACCAACUCCAUAUAUGUGUUCAGAACGGGAUACUUCAGAGCCUGCCAGCGGAUGCUCACAAACCCCAGGACAAGAAGGCACCCAUAACUUUCACUUCUUUCUUGCACCUUCCGCCAGGCCACCCUUGUUCAAACAGCCACGGACUCUCACAUGCUUUAACAUCCCCAGCACCACCCAAGCCACAGGCACCUCCUGUCCCACAGGGGCUGCAGGAGCACCGCCUCAGCACUGCCUCCGAGGGCUGUUUGGCUCUGACACACAGCGGUGCCCACCCUGUGCAUCUCAACUCUUGCCAACCUUCAGAGCUCAAGGGCCUCCACGCGAGGAAGGGACUGAACGUGUGCAAAAAGGGCAAGCUGAGGGCUGAACGCCACCCCAGUAUUUUGCUUUAAAGGUAGUUUUUCCUCCC
Cuculus canorus (common cuckoo) is the source of this 7991-nucleotide messenger RNA. RefSeq names its product TIR domain containing adaptor molecule 1 (gene TICAM1). Gene Ontology annotation, biological process: response to exogenous dsRNA; positive regulation of canonical NF-kappaB signal transduction; lipopolysaccharide-mediated signaling pathway. NCBI's taxonomy places the organism in Eukaryota, Metazoa, Chordata, Aves, Cuculiformes, Cuculidae. Gene Ontology annotation, molecular function: protein kinase binding. The record is from RefSeq and is a predicted model, not a curated record. The transcript is spliced from 2 exons. The coding region runs from base 253 to 2454 and encodes 733 amino acids.